AUGGGUAGGAAAAAAAUUCGUAUUGAACCAAUUACUGAUGAACGCAAUAAACAGGUAACUUUUACAAAAAGAAAAUUUGGCUUAAUGAAAAAGGCCUAUGAACUGAGUGUGUUGUGUGAUUGUGAAAUUGCUUUAAUCGUGUUUAAUGGAUCUAACAAGUUAUUUCAAUAUGCAAGUACAGACAUGGACAAAGUUUUAUUAAGGUAUACAGAAUUCAAUGAACCUCACGAAAGUUGCACUAAUAAAGAAAUAGUAGAAAAAUUGGUGAAAAAAGGCAGCUUCAAAGAUGAGGGGGGAGACGUUGAUGGACAUUUUCAGUCAAAGCAUGAAAGCAGUACAGAUUCUGAUGACGAACCGAUCGAUACGCAGCAGCACACACAACUAGCUAGUGGCAACAAAAAAUUGGACCAAGAAAUAUCAUCCCUUUUCAAUACCCGCCAUAAACUAUCAGAAGAGUUGCCCCAAAUCGUGGCAGUUCAGAACAAUAAUGGAACUUUGACCUUGUUGCCCCAACAAUUACAGCAACUUCAACAUCUUGUUCACAUAGUUCCUUCCCAGCAGCAGCAGCAACAGCAGCAGCAAAGUACUCUUUUAAAUAGCAGCAGUCUAAUAAAUAGUAAUCUAACACCUGUAAAUAAUAAUCCUGCUCCGCAACAACUUAGAAUUGAACAAUCAGCAGUUAUCACAACGUCAGCCAGCAGGCCUCCUUUACGCGUUUACAUUCCAAAUUCCAGAGGUGUCCUUUUGAACAGCACUGCUGAGGAUGUAACAAAAUCAACUUUGAACUCUCUGGUGACUCCGAUCAUUUCCGUUGCAACUCCGAAUCACUUCAGUAUCAGUAAUUUUCCUUCAGGUCUUACGACAGGCUUCCAACCAGAAUUUCAGAUACAGUCUGGAGACAAUUCUUCCAGCACCCCUUCUUUAGUUCAGUGGAAUAAUAAGGGUCCGCUGACCGCUGCACUACAAGUUGCUGGCAUCGGCCCUGGUUCGCUGAUUAUCCCAGUAAGUGAUCAAACGACGUUGAAUUUGUUUGCUGGAGCUUUGCAGCAGCACCAACAAUCAUCUUCCGGCCAGAAAUUUAAUGAACCGGUAAAAAGAGAACCUUCUUCUCCAAAUUCAAAACUGUUGUCAUUUCUAACAAAUGCUCAACAUCAACAACUGGUUCAAAAACUUCAGCAGCAGCAGCAACAACAACAACAGCAACAACAACAAUCUUCAUGGUUGCCACAACAGACCUCAACCAUAGCUGCAAUAUUUGAAGCAAGCAAUAGUGAUAACACAAGCAAAGAUGAUGACAAGGAUGAACCUUCGCAAAAACGGCACAAACUUGUUGAACUUAAAGGAACGUGGAAUGAAGAUGUUUAAACAAGUUGAUGUUUUUGCUGAAGGAUUAUGCAUGUGGUUUAACUUUGCCUUCCUGUUUCACGGAAGAAAUUUUGAAAUAUUUAAUAAUGAUAAUAUUAUUAAAAAACCAUUAAUUAAACUAAUAAACAAACUUAAUAACAUGAAAUUUUAACUUUUUUAUUUGUAAAUGUGUCAAAUAUUUUUUUUACUAUUGACGAUGAAACGAUGCCAUGCAUUAAAUUAUUCAAAUUGUACAAAAAAUAAACGGUUGUUGAAUUUU
This is a messenger RNA of Helobdella robusta, 1624 nucleotides long. RefSeq lists its product as hypothetical. Lineage: Eukaryota; Metazoa; Annelida; Clitellata; Rhynchobdellida; Glossiphoniidae. Gene Ontology annotation, molecular function: protein dimerization activity; RNA polymerase II cis-regulatory region sequence-specific DNA binding; DNA-binding transcription factor activity, RNA polymerase II-specific. The record is from RefSeq and is a predicted model, not a curated record. Bases 1 to 1365 code for a protein of 454 amino acids. The transcript has 9 exons. Gene Ontology annotation, biological process: cell differentiation; positive regulation of transcription by RNA polymerase II.